This is a messenger RNA of Patiria miniata (bat star), 11190 nucleotides long. Its product is annotated as protein NO VEIN-like. The transcript is spliced from 27 exons. The record is from RefSeq and is a predicted model, not a curated record. NCBI's taxonomy places the organism in Eukaryota, Metazoa, Echinodermata, Asteroidea, Valvatida, Asterinidae.
UUCACUGUAUCGAUGUCUAAAAUAUUCUUUACAAGCUGCUUGCUUUUGGUUUUAUGGUGCCAUCAUUAUGCCACCAGGAGGGUGGUUACUACAGGUUAAGGUAUUGACAUGAGUGAAUCUGGUAGCUGCUGCCUCACCAGUUUCAUGAAUGAGUCUCAAUAUGUAGGUGCUGCAACUGAGAACCCAACUACUGGUACACCACCUGGACACCAACAAAUCCAGGCUCGGCAACAGCAAACACAAAAACUUUCCCUGAAGGAAACUGCAGUUGGUCUUGUGCAACAACAGCAGAUAAAAAGUGUACGAAAUGAGCAGCCUGGUGUGGGAGACUGUACAGCAAGAGUAGCAGAAAGAAAGUAGCGAUGGUUAGGAUUCAGAGGUUGCAUUUGGAAACUUGGAUGCCAGUGAACUGUCAUUCUUACAGACGCAAAACCGAAACUCAAGCAAGGUGUUGUCGUUAUUAAGCAGUAGCGUCUGCAGCAACAAAAUCAUUCGCAGCUGGCACCACCGAACAUGAAGGAGCAACUGCAGGGACAACCCCACCAGUGCUAAGCAGCUAGACACAAACAAAAGCAGGCAUGGCGAGUUACAGAGAGCAGAAACAGUCUGCAUCACUGAAUCAGUCCUAUGAGCAAGAGUAUCCAUCUCUCUCAUCAUCACAAAGUAGGAGCUCAAAGCAGCAGCAGCAACAGAGACAAAUGGAUGCAGGCAUGAUGAGUUACACUAGAGACAAGAGAGCCAGACAGCAGAAACAGUCUGCAUCACUGAAUCAGCCCCAUGAGCAGAUGGAUCCAUUUCUCUCAUCAUCACAAAGAAGAAGCUCAAAGCAACAAGCUCCAAAUCAGAGCACCCUAGAUGAAGUGGCCCAGACCCUUAUUGACAACCUUGCUGCAGCCAAUGAGCUGGUGACGGUGGAACGCGUGGUGGAACUUCUCAUGCAGCAUUUUCAGGCUGCCAGCUUGCAAAAUCUGGGGCUACGAAACGAGAACCAACUACCAGCCCUGAAGCAGUUGAUGAGGCUCCAGUCCAAAGUCAAUGUCUUCAUCCAGGCAUUUGUCAAAGUCAGGGCCAUAUGUACCCUCCAUGAGCUCAGGGAAUCCCUAGCGAUGGUAGAUGCCCCAACCGGUUCAACAGAGAAGCUUGACUAUGCUGCCCUUCACCUAGGUCCCUUAUCCAAGCAGCCCCUGGUCUAUCAGUUCUUUAAGUUUCCACCAACCAAAGAUGACAGCGAUAUCCCCAAGAUCACUACCAUUGAUGUUUUGGAAGUCCUGAACAGAUUUCUGACUGCCAAAGAUCUGUGGAGGGAUCGUGUCAAGUUGGAGGACUUUAUGGAGUAUGUUGUAGAAGAGUACGAUUUGGAAGGGCCGUAUGACUUGGGCUUGCGAAUCCAGAGUGUUGCUCUUGGCAUUUCAGCCCUCAAGACUGCCAAACGUGAACAGAAAACAACCAUGGACCGGGCUCGUGAAAAUAUAAAGACUUCCAUGACUGAAGAGGUGACCUCCGCAAUAGAGAAAAUCCACAAAGCUGUGAUAUCACCUGCAGACAUUACCGGGCACCAGUUCCCCCCGGGCCCUAUGCUGGAGGUGCGGCGCCGCUACUGCAGCGUGACAGCAGCAGAGGCGGUGAACAUGGUGUUUGACAAUGCCUGCGAGCUGACUGUCUACAGCAGGCAACUGAAGCAGUUCUGCUUGGCGCUGAAGAGCAUGGUGAUGGACAGGCUCAGCCGGUCGCUGUUCCAGUUGGCUAUUUGUAGUGGUGACCUUAGUCGACCCAGUGACCUUCCACAGGGGAUUCUGGAUUCUGAAGACGAAGAUAAGGAGGAAAGUGGUCCUGAUGAGGAGGAGAGAAGCCCAGUCAAAUCAAAACCGACUGAAGAUCAAGUCCGCCAAGAGCUGCAGCGUUACCUGGAACGUAUUCAGCAUGGAAAUGUCAAUCUCAAAGACCUUGCCCGCAUCGAGGACAAACUUUGCAAGCAUUUUGACUUUCAGGACUUUGUGUCGCUCAGCCGAGCCAGGAAAACCUUCCUACAAUUCCUCUCACUGGAUCAUCCAGAGGUUUUGGAGAGUGUUGGCGGUACCCUGAUGGGGCUGGUAUCCAGCAACCCCAGCCAGGGGUCCAUCUACAGACCCUCACGCAUGGAUCUGGUGGAAUUCAUCCGACAGUGCGACCCUUGCAAAGAAUCUCAAGACACCCUGGAUAUCUGCCUGUGCGCCCACUACCAGGUCAGCAGUGUGGAGGAGCUAGGACAUGGACCUGUCAAUCGGCUGAGUCAACAAAUCAUCAAGAUGGCCAAUAAGUUAGGCCAGCAAGAGGAGCAAAAUGCCGUCAUCUACGAGACAGCAUUGUGUGCAUCAAAUAGGCGGAAUGAGAGUAAACGCAAGGAGGUCGGCUUGUUUGGCUCUCAGAGCCUGGAGAGCGCCAUCGCCUGUCUGGCCUCUGCCCCUUUGCUGGAGGAUCUAGCCGAGUGGUCUCAUUGGUCGAUGGUCUUUGAGCCGGAACAUGGAAACCUGAAAGCAUUUCUGGAACGAAAUCCUGGUCAAAGUGUGUUGCCACCAAUAGAAAUCAAUGCCUUGGAGGUCCAACCAGGAGUCCUGCUCCGAUUGGCUGCAGAGACGUCACCUGACUUGUUUGCCACAGCGGCAAAGCGAGGUGACAGUGUCACAGCCAGUGGUCAUCUUGUCUCUUUGGUGGCCAAGGAGGGCCCUAGCAACACCCCCCUGGCAUUGCUUAGCAACCACAUGGAGACGGCUCUGAAUGUUCUGGCUGUUGAGUCUGAGGGAGAGGAGAUGAAACACUGCGCUGUGAUUGGUUUUGUGCGGGACUGCCUACUGGCUGUGCCUCUCCUCAUUGGACAGACAGUUGUUAGGCAGGUCAUCUUAAAUCCCCUGACAACCGUCAUUGGGUCAGAGGUCAAAUCAAGACAGUUGAUUCUCAAGGCCUGCCGCACUACCACCCAGAGGACAAAAAUCCAGAGGCUGGGGCUCCUGCUAGGCAUCAGCCAAUGGAAAAACAGCUUCACAGAGGAAAGGAUGCCCCGGAAGAUGGAUAAGGAGGAAGACUAUGAAGAGGACUUCUUCGGAAAUGAUGAAGAGUUUGACUUCAGUAACUUGCUUGGGAUUCACAAAGCUCCAAAAACUACCAAGGCAGCAGAAAGUCCUUCAACCGCAGAGGUCAGUCCUAUUGACACACCAUCCCUUCAAGAUACUGAAGAGCUUUCCCAGACAUCACUGGAGAGGGGAGAUGUCCAAGACAACCUUGAAGGGGAGGAGACGAUCGAGCAAUUUGAAGAUGAAUUUGGCAACCUCAUUGAAGCAAGUUGUGAAGGUGAUGAAGAAAAUAUGGAAGUUCAAGAGGACAUAUAUGAAAGAGAAGGUGAUGCUGAUGAUUCUCAGGCAGUGGGCACAGGAGAGGACACCUCCUCCCUUGACGAGUGUUUGGAUGCAGAUGCUCAGCCUCUAAACAAAGAAACAAUCCAGACUGAGGAUGAAACGGAACCAGAGCCCAACCUGACACCAUUCCAGCGCGACGUGCUGGACUGCCGGGCAGUGAUCCACAGCAUCUGCCGUGAUGAGUUUGGCGUGGGGAUGGAGCUGGAUGAGCAGACCAAAGGACUGAUGGACCGGCAGCAGGAACGCAUCGGCCGCAGCCUCAAACGACUCUCUGAGGAGCUGUACAGCAAGGACACCCACUUUGUCCUGGAGCUGAUCCAGAACGCCGACGACAAUGAAUAUGAGGCAGGGGUGGAGCCUUCCUUAGUAUUCCUGGUGGACAGGUCUGAGGUGACUGUCUUGAACAACGAGGUUGGUUUCUCAGAGAGCAACAUCCGGGCUCUCUGUGAUGUCGGGAGGAGCACCAAAGGAAAACACAAGCGAGGAUACAUCGGUCACAAGGGCAUCGGAUUCAAAUCAGUGUUCAGAGUGACCGACAAACCUGAGAUCACGUCCAAGGGCUAUCAUGUGUGCUUCGAUCAGAGUUCCGAUCAGAUGGGUUACAUCUUGCCCACCUGGGUAGGGCCUGAAGAGAUCCAGGAUGUUGCCCAGAUGGAGGAACCUACCAAACCCUGGACCACCCGGAUCACCCUGCCGUUGAAGGGAGACUUCCAGCGAACCACCAGCCUGGUCAACAAGUUUGAGGAUGUCCAGCCUUCCCUACUGCUGUUCCUGAACAGACUACGAUCAAUUGUCAUCGUUAACCAGGAAGAGAACACGACAAGCCAUAUGAGCAGAAGAGAUAAAGGAGGCAACGUUGUGGAGAUCCGCCACUCCAAAAACACUGACAACUGGCUGCUCAUCAAGAAAUGCUUGGAUGCUACUAAGUUACAGCGAGUGGGCAUUGAGUCGACAGAGUUGGGUCUAGCCUUCCCUCUGUCUGACGGCAUGUCCAGCGAGCAGAACGUCUUUGCUUUCUUACCACUGAGGAGCUACGGUUUCCACUUCAUCAUUCAAGGUGACUUUGACAUCCCAUCAUCUCGGGAGGACGUGGAUGCUGACUCUGCCUGGAACCAGUGGCUCCUGCGGGAGAUUGCGCCACUCUUCAUCAAUGCCCUGGAAACCUUCAAGGCACAUUACCAUGGCGAUCCCGUCCAUGCUGUCUGCCAAUUCCUCAAGUUCGUUCCUAUGGAGAGUCAGAUUCUGACGGACUUCUUCCGGAAGGUGGCCACCAACAUCCACCAGAGAAUGAAGGCCACACCCUGUAUGCCGGUACUCACUGGCCAAGGAGAAGAUGAUGUUUGUUGGAAGUUGCCAUCAGAGACCCUCAUGUGUCCAGACCGUAGCGUCCGGGAGUUGGUCUGUGAGUUGGUUCCAGAGGGCACUUUACGAGCGCAUCUGAGCUGCUCCUACCUGCAUCCGCACGUGGCGAGCUCUGUCAGCGAGGUGUUGCUCAAGAGUCUGGGAGUCAAGGUGCUACAGAUGGGGGAGCUGAUGAACAUCCUGAGCAGUGUGGCACGGGCAGCUAAACAGACAGAGGAACCGUUGUCUCCUAAAACCGUGGCACAAUGGCUGACCUGUAUCUAUCGCAGCCGCGACAAGUAUGACGUAUCCCAGGGAACACUGGACCAGCUACGAUCCAUUCCCAUGAUUCCACUGUCAUCGGGACAGGUCGUCACCAUGGAGGAGGGCAGCGUGUUCUUCCCUAUCAGUGAGGAAGACAGGACCAACCAAUCACAAGGCCAGAUUCCAUCAGUAGCUCACAGCCAGCCCUUACAGGCCUUAGAGGAGGACAUGUGUACUUUAGACAGCCGAGUCCUGACCAGCCUGGACAGCGUGGCCAACUCCCAGGUGGUCCAGCUGCUUGAGGAGCUAGGAGUCCUUCGCAUCAGUCCUAGAGAUGUGAUUGGCCACCACAUACUGCCGGUCAUCCAAUCCGAUCAGUGGAAGGACAAGUCCCGUGAUGUUCUGGUUGGCUACGUAGUGUACAUCAAAGAACAGCUAGCCAGGCAGCCAGAUGUCUGUGACUUGGACAAGAUAGCAGACUGCAUCCACGUUGUGACCAACCACGGACUGAUCCAACCCAGGGAGAGACCUGUUCACUUCACUGUGACGUAUGGCAACCCUGUUGACCUUAAUCAAGCCCUGCCAGGCUGUGAUUGGGUUCUGUUGAACAGUUGCUACAUCUUCCAUAAUGGGCCUCAUAGUCUGCAGCCCAGUGAGACUGCGUCAUGGAAUGCUUUCUUCAGUAAGCUAGGGGUGCUGAACUUUCUAGCUGUUGAGAACAAAGUACUGACACUGAAGGUAGAAGAACUAGAUGGGACACCCUGGGAAAAUCUUGGCCAAUUCUGGGAGAAACCAACAGAUGGUGUCUACAAAAUCCAUGAUAAUGCUUGCAAAGAAAUUGAAGAGUUGGUCCAAGCGAACCUGGAAAUGUCUGCCAUGCAAAGUCAGCGACGGUGCCUUCUUGAGAUUCUUAACCAAGAAUGGAACAGAUACUAUCCUGCUUUCAUGGGGGCUGAAGUGUUUGAUCAGUCUGGGACAAAACUUGCUAGCACUGAGUCCAGCUUUGCAAUCUACCUGAAGACAAGCCCUUGGCUGCCUUCAACUCCGAUCAGAGAGGAGAAUAAUGGUCAGGUGGUGUUUCGAAGGCCUGAUGAUAUCUUCAUAGAUUCAGUUAGAGCACGAGAGCUCCUGGGUAAUCAUGUUCCUUACUUGGAUGGCCCUGUCCAAGGGGAUGGAGGCCCCAUGUUACAGUUCAUUGGAUUGAAAACCAUUGGAGUACUUGAUGCAAACUUCAUGAUUUCAAAGCUGAAGUCGUGGUGCGGUGAUGAGGGCCAGUCACCAGAUCUUAGAUCUGGAACCCCCUUCUGCACCUCCUUGAAACACAUCGUCAGGGUGUACAAUUACUUGGAGCAGAACUGCCUUCACAAGGAGCUCAAAGAGUUAUUCAGUGAUCACAGAGUUGUGUUUGUCCCUCAUCAGAAGGCAAUAUACGAGUUCCCUGUUCCUGGCCACUUUGUCCACAAGUCUCUGGUUUACUGGCAGGAUCCUUCAAGUCUCUUACGGAAGUAUGCCAACUUGUCCAACCGUGCUGAGCUGUGUACACUUUACACCAAAAACAUGGAGGACUUCUUUCUGAGACAGAUCAAUAUUGACAGUAUGCCGACCAUCAAAGAAUAUGCCCAGGUCCUGGUGCACUGCGCUGGGGAUAUUACACUUCCGGACAAUGCUCGUAUCAAGGAAGAAGUCUUGGUGCUCUACAGCACACUGGGGCUAAAGUGUUCUGCAUCAAGCUCAAGUAGACAUAGCCAGUAUUUGGAUCAACAUGCAGCAGGGUCAGUGCAGCAGCAACCAGAACUUGAGUUAAGUUCUGUCCAGUUCUUGAAAAACAUCCUAGAGGGGCAAGCAGUCUUUCCCACUUUGGGCAACAAGUGGGUGACAGCAGAGGAGAAGCCCCUGAUCUGCGACAGCAAUUCCAAAGACAUCCAAACGCUGUUCUUGGACAAGAAGGAGGUGCAUCUGUUGAAUUUUGGAGAUCGCAACUGUCUUGGCUGAGUUGUUGAAGGCAUGCCUGGGUCAGUGAACCGACAAUACGUGGAUGUUUUCCUUGAGGUAUGUGGCAUCAAGAUGCUGUCGGACUGCAUCAAGGAAGAAUUCAUCACCGAACUCACAAAGCCAUCUCCACCACUCCAGCUUUUCCUCCAUGAUGUCUGCCCCUACAUCCAGCUCUACAUGGGCAUGCAGCGCAUUGUCAAGAAGGAGUUCGAGUCCACCUAUGAGAAACUAUCGACCACGAUGAACAUCGCUGCCAGGUUGAAAGUCGUGCGCUUCAUGUCAGCCAAAAAGAUUGACAAGGUCUACCGUUUCACACAUGACCCCAGUGUGUUUGCAGAGCAGAGCGUUGAGUGUGGACUCCAGGAGCUGACAGAGUUCUACAUAGUGACAGGCAUCUCCAAGAAUCUGCGACAGAACAGCAAUGUGAGGCGAGAGGUGGCCAAACUCUUCAGCUGCGAGAGCACUGAGGUCCAAGAAGCAUUGUUCAGUUUCAUUGGCAGUCUGCUCCUAGAAAUGGGAUCCAAGCGGGAAGAAUCCGGAGAGAAAGGAAUCAAUGAGGGCAUCUGCAAGGCCUUAGGGCUGACCUUCCCUCGAGAGGACGAUAAUGAACCGUGGGAGGUACCCAAACCAUUCAUCCCAGAGGAAGUUGUUUUCAAACCUACCAAAGUCAAGCCACUGACUGAACCCACUAAGCCACAGCCAUCAGCCAGUUCACUGCUUGAGGGUGAUGACGAUGCAGCUAUCCACAGCUGGCCACCUCGGUCGGGGACCUGUGGCCCACAAAAAUCGACAAAAGCUGGUGGCCAGCCCAGGGAUGAAGAAGCUGUCCUCAAGAUGUGGCCUCCUCCCCAGCCAUUAAUCAGUGCUCAUGGACAGGUAGUUGGACAAGGAGGUCCAGUACAGCCCAGACCCGCCCAGGCACAGCAGGAAGCCUUGCCCCCUAAUGAAUCCUCAAGUGAUCCCACACAGUUGGCUAAAAACAUGGAGGAGCUCGAUUCAAUAGAGGAGGAUUCCUGGCAGAGUGCAUCCUUGGGAUCAGGAGUGGUGAAAGAUAAUGGCAAUGGAAAUGAUGCUGAGGAAGGCAUUCCAGCACCAGAGAGGGUCAACGAAGAGUUUCACAGUCCGCCCCAGGUCCAGCGUUCAGCAGCCCUACCUCCUCCCUCCACCAGCAGCGUCAAGAAAUUCUUCUUACCGCCUAAUGCUGAGGGAGAGGCCAUUGAGGUGGAGUUUGAAGAUCUUGCUCCUGGUCCAGCCCUUCUGGAAAGCCUGGAAGGUCUCAGCCUACCUCUCGGAGACAACCCAGACACGACAGAUAUCGCACGCUGGGGAGAGCAGCUGGUGUACCUCUACCUGCGCCAACAGGCUCAGAGAAUGUCACCAGAAGCGUCAGAGAUUACAGUCAGGUGGAUCAAUCAGCAGGAUGAGACAGGGGAGCCGUAUGACAUCGUCAUCAGCCACGGCACCCAGAACAUCUACGUUGAAGUGAAGUCGACAAUCAGAGACCAGAAGCAGGUUGUGGAGAUAUCACCCAGGGAGGUGGCCUUCGCUCUGGAGAAGGGUCAGGCCUUCCACCUGUACCGGGUGCUCAGUGCCGGGAACAAGAGUGGGGUGAGGCUGUGUCGUCUGCAAAACCUAGCCCUCAGGAUGGACAGGAAAGAAGUCAAGCUCUUCAUGUACCUGUGAUGAGCAGACAUACACAAGUGUGGGGGGGGGGGCUCAUUCCCUCUAAAUGUCUAGUGCCCAGGUGCCUCUCCCCUGAAAAAGUCAAAUUGCCCCAGCCAACCAAGACAAAAUGUGGUCUUCGAUCAGAUGGUCAAAUGUUCCUCAUAGGAAGCUGUUAACCCAAUUUUACCCCCUUCCCCGAUAGAAAAAUCCAGCAUACUCUCCAGGCCAUUAUGUGGUCACUCCAUCUACCCUCAUUACAAAAUGAUAAUAAACUAAACUGCUGCAAACUGCUUACUGACCGGAUUGACAUGAAGCUGGUCUAACGUUUCAGUCUUUAGCGAGACCUUUCUCAAAGGCAAGUGACCGUGGUACAGAAACAAACAUGUAGGGGACACAUAAGCAUCACAAAAUUAUUGUUAUCAGAGAAACUAUGUAUUAUUUCCUCUGCCUGAGCAAACAGAUAUUUGAAACAGCUCCCAAAUAAUUGCAAUCAAUUUAGACAUUCCAAUGUUAGUAGUAGAAAUGUAUUUAUGAAAUGGUGGUCUGAAGGAUCAGGUUUUUUUUUUAAUUUUUAGUUAGGGGUACCACCAGAGGUCUUUCAGUAGUGUACAGGUCUUAUGGGUUAAAGUUUGCGACUUGUGAUUGGAGGGUCCGGGGUUCAAAUCCAACUGGCCAUUAUUAUACUGUGCUCUUGCUGUAGUCUAGGCACUUCAGCCUCCAGUGGUUCUCUCCACCCUGGAGAAUAAAUGGGUACCAUCACUAAAUGUUUUACUAUUUACUAUUUUUAGUGUUUUCUGUAAUUGUAGUUUUAAAUGAAUUGUUCUGUAUAAUUGCUGGGCACCUCUGGAAAACAGUGUACCACUGAGAGGUUUCCCCAGGGUAAAUAAGAAAUAAAUAAAUAAAUAAAUAAAUGUUAUUUGGCUUAUUUGAUGUGUAUUUUCACAUUUUUAUACCAGAAAAGUGUUGGUAGAUAAAAAAAAAAAGGUUUGUAAUUGAAAGCUUAUGUUUAGUUUAGGCAUAGUGUUCUAAAGACCGCUUGUCAAUGUCAUAAGUUUGAAACAGUGGAAUUUAGACACGGAAUAUGCUCAUUAUUUUAGUCAAGGACUUACAAUUUUAUAUUUUUUCAUUGUAUUUUCAAUCAAGUAUCAAAUACUAAAAAUAAUGAAUUUUAAUUCCUAAAUAAAACGGCAUGUAAUAUUUUCAUCGGAAACAUACAUAUACUUUUCCAUACAAAUUGGUAAACGUCUAUAUAAAUAGCUUGAAAGGUAAUAGACACCACUUGCAAACAUUACAAAAUUAAAAUGUCAAAAUAUCAUGAAAUACCUCAUUGAUUGCAAGUAAAUAAUAGAUCAAGCAUCCUGUGUAAUUAUUACACCUAAUAUGCUGUCCUUUUUUCUUUUUUUUUUUUUUUUUUGAAAAGAGGACUUGCCAUCAUUUCCUCGCGAUGAUUAGGACCCAACCAUUGUUCUUUCAACGGAAAUCUAAUAAUCUAUGCUUUGCGUCAUGAAAAUAUGAAGAUAUAUUUUCACAGUUUUUUUCAAAAAGUAUAUUUUACUGAGCUAAAUUUUUGACAGGUUAUAUGUUUAGUAACUUGCUUCAGAUUUAUUGUAUAGACCUUUCUAUUGUUUGAAAACAUUGAGCGCCAUUUUCUAUGGGCUGCCAUAAGUGCAUUAAUUGAAGCUGUGGUUGGCAACAUUUUAUUUAUUUAUUUCUUAUUUUAACUGAGUAGCCCAUUCAGUGGAAUCCACUGAUCUCCCAUGGGUCCCAGUAAAGAGAAGACAAUGUGGAGAUUACAUAUUUCCUCAAAAAGUCCUCAUCAUAACGCCUCAUUUGAAGAAAAAGGCAUGUUUAUGAAGUAUUUUGUUACGUUUGUUGAUUAUUUUGUAUUCACAAUUCAAAUCAUAUUUGUGUCAUCAAUAAUAACAAUUCUUCAUUUUUUUGCAGUGUGGGCCUUCCAUAGUUUGGCAACCCGUGGUUGGCAACAUACAUGUUGCCAACCACGGGUUGGCAGCAGAAAGGUCGAUUGUUGCUCCUUGAAUCGGCAGAAACUCAUUUUUGCAAAUGAUUUUCAUUACCUUAAAAACAAAAAGGGGAAGCCAAAGAAAGUGCCCUUAUAAUAUGAAUCUACAUUUUAGCAGUUUCUUUUUCAAAAUAAUGUAAUGUGUAAUAUUAACAAAAUGUUAGAACUUUGUUCCAGCUAGACUAGAAAGUCAAUAUGAAACGGCUAACAGUAAUGUCUUCUAAAAUAAGUACUAUGAAUUUUAUGGAAGUUAUUUUAGAAAAUUUAAUGCAGCAGUCUUUUGUGAUACAUGUAUAACAAUUGCUGUUAAUAUCGGAUCUUUAAAAAAAAAAAAAGAGGUACGAAAUGGAAUUGCUCAUAUAUCCACUCUAGUGUAAUCAUUGGGUGCAAUUUAUAAUUUAUUAGCAAAUAUAAUCUAUUUGGGAUAGAGGUUCUAGAUUAUGAUUUAAAAUAUGAUAUGGGUACCGGUAUGUGCGAUUUAUAUAGCAGACAAAAAUAAACUACAAGGAAACACAGAAA